UCUUCAUUGCUUUUCCAAUAAUCUCUCCUUUUUACUUGAAAUCCAUGGCGAUUGCAUCCCUUUCUCGUCCCAACAAAAUGGUUGUGGCUUUAGCCUUAGCCUUAUUCGCCGUGUUCAUGGGGAACUCAUCGGCUCAUCUCUCUCCCGAUUUCUACUACAAGAGCUGCCCCAAGCUCCUUAGCACUGUCCGAGCUGGUGUUCGGUCUGCCGUGGCUAAAGAACCUCGCAUGGGCGCUUCCCUUCUCCGCCUCCACUUUCAUGACUGCUUCGUUAACGGUUGCGAUGGAUCGAUCCUUCUGGAAGAUACUCCUACGUUUACGGGAGAGCAAACUGCAGCUCCCAAUAAUAGAUCCGUUAGAGGGUUCAAUGUGAUUGAGAGUAUAAAGAAAAAUCUUGAAAAAGUUUGUCCGGGUGUUGUCUCUUGUGCUGAUAUAUUGACUCUUUCUGCUCGUGACUCUGUCGUGGCACUUGGAGGACCAAGUUGGAAGGUUAAAUUAGGGAGAAGAGAUUCCAAAACAUUAUUUCAGCUUGGAGGACCAAGUUGGAAGGUUAAAUUAGGGAGAAGAGAUUCCAAAACAGCCAGCUUCUCUGAUGUCGUUGGUGCCAUUCCUCCGCCAACUUCCACCCUCGACACCCUCAUCAACCGAUUCAACACUAAGGGCCUCUCCCCUCGAGACUUGGUUGCCUUAUCCGGAGCCCACACCAUUGGACAAGCUCGGUGUUUAUUUUUCAAGAAUCGUAUAUACAACGAGACCAACAUCGACGAGUCAUUUGCUAAAGAGAGGCAACGAAGCUGCCCAAGAAAUGGAGGCGACGACAAUCGUGCCCCUUUGGACUUUAGAACCCCAAAGCUUUUCGAUAACUACUACUACAAGAACCUUUUGGAGAAGAAGGCCCUGCUUCGCUCCGAUCAGGUGCUCCACGACGGCGGAUCCACUGAUUCCUUGGUUGAACUCUACGGUGAUGAUAGUGAUGCCUUUGAGUCUGACUUCGUGGCUGCUAUGAUCAAGAUGGGCGACAUUCAACCACUCACUGGAUCGCAAGGCCAGAUCCGAAAGGUCUGCAGCCGACCCAAUUGAUGAACUUUAAUUUGAUGAUUGAGAAUAAUUAUUUUUCGUUUUGUUUUAAAUUCGUUUAAAAAAAUAAUAAGCUAAGU
This is a messenger RNA of Cucurbita moschata (crookneck pumpkin), 1156 nucleotides long. Its product is annotated as peroxidase 4-like. NCBI's taxonomy places the organism in Eukaryota, Viridiplantae, Streptophyta, Magnoliopsida, Cucurbitales, Cucurbitaceae. The record is from RefSeq and is a predicted model, not a curated record. The transcript has 4 exons. Gene Ontology annotation, molecular function: peroxidase activity; heme binding. Gene Ontology annotation, biological process: response to oxidative stress; hydrogen peroxide catabolic process. The coding region runs from base 45 to 1079 and encodes 344 amino acids.